Molecule: messenger RNA, 2343 nt
Organism: Drosophila arizonae
Lineage: Eukaryota; Metazoa; Arthropoda; Insecta; Diptera; Drosophilidae
Gene: GluRIIB
Product: Glutamate receptor IIB
Biological process (GO): monoatomic ion transport
Cellular component (GO): membrane
Molecular function (GO): ligand-gated monoatomic ion channel activity; signaling receptor activity
Source: RefSeq, a predicted model, not a curated record
AAUAAUGUAAAUGUAGUAAUGCUAAUUUGAGUUUAGCUAUAUAAAUAUGUUUCUAUUAAAGUUCCUGGCUUUGGCCGCCCUCGUCUUGGGCAGCGCGGCAAAUAAUGGYGAUGUCUUGGUCAUUAAAAUUGGCGCAAUUUUCUUUGAUUCCGAAAUGGCUUUGGCUGAGGCCUUCGAUGCGGCUGUGGAGGAAGUAAAUGCUUUGAUGCCCGAGCUGCAAUUGGAAGCAAUCAAGCACUAUGUGACUAUCGAUGAUAGCAUCGUGCUGCAGGAUUUAUCCUGCGACAUGAUUGGCAAUGGUGUUGCUGCUAUUUUGGGACCAAGUUCAAAGACAACCAGCGAUAUCGUUGAGGUUCUGUGCAACAUGACGGGCAUUCCGCAUCUGCAAUUCGACUGGCAUCCACAGCAAUCAGCGCGGGAGCGUCUCAAUCAUCAGCUGACGAUCAAUGUGGCGCCCUCAGAGCUGAUUAUAUCGACAGCUCUAUCGGAUAUAUUGCGCAGCAAGGAAUUCGAUUGGAAAUCAUUCACGAUUGCCUAUGAACGAGACACGCUUACACCGAAGCAAGUAAAGCCACCCUAUAAAACCCAGCGAUUGCAAUUGACACCGGAUGGGCAACGCGAGGACUUCAACCUGGAGGUCUACAAUCCGAUCAUUGAUCGGGUGACGCACAUCUGGAACAAAGACUUUCAGCUGGUCGAUUACGAGACGAUCCGAGAGAAUUCCACGCAAGCGAUGAAACAGCGACGUCUGGAGAACAAAGAGGAUUUCUCGCGUAAGCCCGUCGUAUAUACAGUGGCCACUCGAGUGGGCAAGCCCUAUUUCAGCUGGCGUAAGGAGCCGGAAGGCGUGCACUUCGAGGGCAAUGAACGUUUCGAGGGCUAUGCGGUCGACUUGAUCUACGAGCUGGCAAGGGAAUGCAAAUUUGAUUUCGUUUUCGAACCGGUGAGGGAUAACAAAUACGGCAGCUACGAUGCGGCCACCGAUGAAUGGGAUGGCAUAAUCAGGCAGCUAAUUGACAAUAAUGCACAGAUUGGCAUCUGUGAUUUGACCAUUACUCAGGCCCGUCGCACGGUGGUGGACUUUACGGUGCCAUUUAUGCAGCUGGGCAUUAGCAUUUUGUCUUAUAAGCAGCCUCCGGCCCAGGCCGAUAUUUAUGGCUUUCUCAAUCCCUACGGUGUGGACGUUUGGCUCUACGUGAUGGUUGCCAUGCUGGUAACGGCAAUGGCCCUGAUAUUGGCCGGGCGCAUGGAUCCCUGCGAAUGGGAGGCGCCUGUGGUAAAUGAGCGGCGUGAGCAGGAGCGUGAAAACAUCUGGCAUUUGCACAACACCAUGUGGCUGGUGCUGGGCUCCAUACUCAAUCAGGGCUGUGAUCUGUUGCCCAGAGGACUUCCCAUGCGUCUACUGACUGCCUUCUGGUGGAUUUUUGCGCUGCUUAUCUCGCAAACUUACAUUGCUAGUUUAGCUGCCUUCAUUACGUCCUCGAAGAUGACGGGAAAUAUAGCCUCGUUGCACGAUCUGAUCGAUCAGAAUAAAGUAAAGUUUGGGACGAUACGCGGCGGCGCGACAUCAGUUUAUUUCUCCGAAUCGAACGAUACCGAAAAUCGUAUGGCUUGGAAUAAGAUGUUGUCCUUGAAGCCGGAUGCCUUCACAAAGAACAACGAGGAGGGCGUGGAUCGUGUGAAGGUGAGCCGCGGCACUUACGCCUUCCUCAUGGAGACCACCAAUCUGCAGUACUACGUGCAACGGAAUUGUGAGCUCACACAGAUCGGCGAGAGUUUCGGAGAGAAGCACUACGGCAUUGCGGUGCCAUUGAAUGCCCACUUCCGAUCGAACCUUAGUGUGGGCAUAUUGAAGCUGAGCGAGCGCGGUGUUCUAUAUAAUCUGAAGAGCAAGUGGUUUAAUAAUAAUGAAACGACGUGUGAAUCCGGCGGAACGGUCAACGAUGAUGGCCAGUUCGAUAUGGAUGCUGUGGGGGGUCUGUUCGUGGUGCUCAUCGUGGGCGUACUCAUCUCCUUUGUCAUCGGCAUCGGAGAGUUUCUGUGGCACGUGCAUCGCAUUGCGUUUAAAGAAAGGAUAAAGCCCAUGGUGGCCUUGAAGGGCGAACUGAACUUUCUCUUGCGUGUUUGGCUGAAUCGCAAACCCUUGCGCACAUAUCGCGAGAGUCGCGACUCAACGUCGACGGGCUACUCAUCUCUGGGACCCUUGUCCAGCACGGCCAGCGUGAAAAAGAAGAAAAAAUCGAAAAAUAGAUCGGAGUAGAGAGCACUGAACGCUUGCAACAUUCAUACAAAUAGCAUUUGUAAUUGUUAAAAUAUAAUAAAAUAUUAUUAAGAACUGUGAAU